Messenger RNA from Schistosoma bovis, 468 nucleotides. NCBI's taxonomy places the organism in Eukaryota, Metazoa, Platyhelminthes, Trematoda, Strigeidida, Schistosomatidae. The record is from the annotation of a GenBank genome assembly.
UUACUCUAAUAUACAUGAAUAUUUAUACGAAAAUUUUUAAACCAAUAAAGGCAAUAUGGGUCAAUUGGCCAAUUUCCUUAAAGACCUAACGAAAAAGGGAAUAAUUACGACUGAGAUUUACGAUUCAAUUAAGCCGACUGGAUCAUUUACACCACGAUUGUAUGGUUUGCCUAAAGUACAUAAAUCGGGUCUUCCUCUACGCCCAGUUCUAGAUAUGUACAAUUCUCCUUACCACAAAAUCGCAAAGUGGCUAGUACGAAUGUUAGAACCUUUACACAAAUCAGUUGUUAGAAAUAGUGUAAAAGAUGUCUUCAACUUCACCUCCAAAGUAGAAAAUAUUAAUGUCAGUAUGAAAAAUAUGAUCUCAUUGGAUGUAGAAUCUUUGUUCACCAACGUACCACUUUUAGAGACUAUUGAUUUUAUAUGUAAGCAAAUAUAAAAAAAAAACAAAUCAACAUUGGCUUGCCU